Molecule: messenger RNA, 2972 nt
Organism: Eptesicus fuscus (big brown bat)
Lineage: Eukaryota; Metazoa; Chordata; Mammalia; Chiroptera; Vespertilionidae
Gene: TRAM2
Product: translocation associated membrane protein 2
Exons: 11
Coding region: 100-1212 (370 amino acids)
Biological process (GO): SRP-dependent cotranslational protein targeting to membrane, translocation; protein insertion into ER membrane
Cellular component (GO): endoplasmic reticulum membrane
Source: RefSeq, a predicted model, not a curated record
UGCGGGCCGGCGGGCGGAGCGGGCCGGGGCUGGGCAAGUUUGCGCGGCGGCUCGUGAGCGCAGGGUGCGGGGCCCGCCGGCCGCUGCGCGCCCGCUGCCAUGGCUUUCCGCAGGAGGACGAAAAGUUACCCGCUCUUCAGCCAGGAGUUCGUCAUCCACAACCAUGCGGACAUCGGCUUCUGCCUGGUGCUCUGCGUCCUCAUAGGGCUUAUGUUCGAGGUCACUGCCAAGACUGCCUUCCUAUUUAUUUUACCUCAGUAUAAUGUUAGCGUGCCUACAGCAGACAGCGAGACCGUGCACUACCACUACGGGCCGAAGGACCUGGUCACAAUCCUGUUCUACAUCUUCAUCACCAUCAUCCUGCACGCUGUGGUUCAGGAGUACAUUUUAGACAAAAUCAGCAAAAGGCUUCAUCUCUCCAAGGUCAAACACAGCAAGUUCAACGAAUCUGGACAGCUGCUUGUCUUUCAUCUCGGCUCGGUGAUCUGGUGCUUCUACGUGGCGGUGACGGAAGGGUAUUUAACAAACCCGAGGAGCCUCUGGGAAGACUACCCACACGUGUACCUCCCCUUCCAGGUGAAGUUUUUCUAUCUGUGCCAGCUGGCCUACUGGCUGCACGCACUUCCUGAGCUGUACUUCCAGAAGGUACGGAAGGAGGAAAUUCCCCGCCAGCUCCAGUAUAUUUGCCUGUACCUGCUCCACAUAGCCGGCGCGUACCUUCUCAACCUGAGCCGCCUGGGCCUGAUCUUGCUGCUGCUGCAGUACUCCACCGAGUUCCUCUUCCACAUGGCCCGGCUCUUCUACUUUGCCGAUGAGAACAACGAGAAGCUGUUCAACGCCUGGGCUGCUGUGUUUGGGGUCACGCGCCUCUUCAUCCUCACUCUCGCCGUGCUGGCCAUCGGCUUUGGACUUGCUCGCAUGGAAAACCAAGCUUUUGACCCCGAAAAAGGGAACUUCAACAACUUACUUUGCAGGCUCUGCGUGCUGCUGCUGGUGUGUGCUGCCCAGGCCUGGCUCAUGUGGCGCUUCAUCCACUCCCAGCUGCGGCACUGGCGGGAGUACUGGAACGAGCAGAGCGCCAAGCGGAGAGCCCCCGCGGCCCCCCGGCUACCAGCAAGGCUCAUCAAGAGGGAAUCUGGUUACCACGAAAAUGGAGUGGUGAAGGCCGAGAAUGGAACCUCCCCACGGACUAAGAAACUCAAGUCUCCUUAAGGCCAAAGUGCUGAGCACAGGAAUGCCCUUGGGGGCCAGCGGGGCAGCAGGACCCCGGCCUCCGUCACUGCCCCCCCUUCCUGCUCCUGACGCUCCAUCAAACAGCAGGAACCUGUCUGUAAACGGGGCUAUUCCUCCUCCUCUCUUCUUGGCUUUCUCUUCCUCUUCCAUACACCAUUCUCAAUAAAAACCAAAAAUCUCCCUCCCCCUCCCCGGGCCACGCCCUGGCUGCAGCUCUGCGCUCUGUUGGGUGUCCUGGACGCCCAGGUUCUCACGCUAGCUUUCUGCUGGCCACCUCUCCUCCUACACCGCUGCUGCUCUCUCUUUUUCCUUCUUUGACCGUCUUGUGCAAUUUUUCUGUGUCUUGAUUUUUGACCAUGAGAGGGAGCGAGGUCCUAGUCCUGGCCGUCCAACCCCAGUGUCGGUCCGGGGCCUGUCGAAGGGCAGAAGCCUCGUGCGAGGAACCUCCGCCCGGCCGGCAACAGCCCCAGUGGUCCCGUGUGGACGGGCAGGAAGAGGGAGACGGCCUCUCGGAUCGCAGUCUCCUAGGUGCUGACUGACUGACGAGGUGUGACUGCAGCUCUGGGCACCGUCUCGAGGCCCCGCCGUGUCGCUGCUCCUGGUGAAUGCCCACGCGUUUGGCUUGGGGACCUGAUGACUGGGUCCAGGAGGAUGGUGUGAACUGUGUCGGGUCCCUGACGAGACAGCUUGCCCGUGGCGGGUCCUGCGUUGGAAACCAGCCUGCCUCGCUCGGCCGGGGAAGCACUGCUGCAGGACAAGGCUUCCCACUCCAGAGCCAGAGCACGUGGCCUGAGCAGCAGGUUCUUCCGGAAAGUGCCGGCGGGGUCAGCCCUGGCCUUUCUUCAGCAGCCCCGGCUGCACUGCUUUUUCAACCGUUCACCAGCAUUCAAAACCAAAUCCCACAGCCUUGAGACCAGCCGGGCCUGUGCUGGUCUAAACCCCAGACCCAGGCAGCCCUGUCGUCCUCUCUCUACCCACAGGCCACCAAGCCCCUGCUGGCCCCGGGCCCCGGGAGGGUCACCUGUGCCAUUCUCCCCAGGCCUCUCUUGUUGUUCUUUGGCAUCGGCACCGUCGUCUGCUGAUGCUUGCUGAGCACACCUGCAGCGCUCUGGAUGGUGUGCACCAGGACAGGCUGCUCAGGUGAGCAGCACAGCUGUGCCGAGCUUUCUGCCCUGUCCCUCGCGUAGCCUGUCCCCUCUCUCCCCAGGCAUGUCCUGAUGGGCCUGGGGGCUCCCACAGAAGGGUGAGGCUCCCAGAGGGCCUGCUUAAGAACUCCUGAGCUCUGCGGUGACGGGAGCCGGUCUUGGUGGUGCAGGAAUGUCAGUGUCAUUUGAUGGGCUGGUUCCCUCUCUGGCGCCACAGUAGAAGCCAAACCUUGGGUUAUCAUCCAAAAGGGAGAGAUGGGUUUUUUCAUCGUGGCCACAACCCUUCUGUGCAUCACUUGCAUCAGAGAUCAAUUUUAAUUUCCCAGAGAAUGAGGGAUCUGUUUCCUAACACCUGUGGGCCCUCAUCGCUGUCAGAUGGCUGAAAAGGAGCAGCUCCCCUUGGCUUUUGGUUACUCUUAGGAAGAGGACAGUGUUUUUGAAAAUAGGCAUCUCUCCCAUCCUUCUCUGACCAUCUCUGGGCUGCAAAGCAGAACCUGGUAAAAGGGUGGCCUGAUGGCUGCUGAUGGCCGGGUGUUCAGCCAGCAGCCUCCUGCACCUGCCCCAGCAGCCAGGCGCCAUCAGGAGGUCCCCGGG